UUUUUUUCUUUACGCAUCGCGUAAAAAAAGUUGUGCCAACUCGAAGUUGAGGUCUCCUGUUGGAAAUCUCCCCUCCUCAAAGAAAACUCUUUUUUCUUUUUUCACUCCGGGCAGGGAUCGCUUCCACGGAGCCGUGCGCGGAGAGCCAUCCGUUGCAGUCGCGUUAUCGAUCUGUCAUAUUCUCUAAUAAUUCUCUUCUCUCGCGCGUUCAGGCACAAAUAAUAAAGCGUUAAAACAUCGGCGCGAGUCCCCGAGGAGCGGCUUUGCGUGUGUGCGCGGGGAUUGGCAGCACAACGAGGCUUAUUUACAUUAAAUACGCCACAAGGUUACAGCGCAGAUAGAUGAGCGUCAUUUUUAGCACUCGUUACUCGUGUUAAGCGGCGCUCAGGACGCAGAGCAGGAAACACUCGUUUAUCCCGGACUUUCUGCGGCGAGGAGCGGAGGAGAGGACCGCGCGGCUCACCCAAGGCUCUUGUCGUCCCACCUUCUGUGAAGCUGUCGGCGCUCUUCCUGACACCCGGCGCUCGCUGGAGAGGCGGCAGUCACGCAGGGCUCCCUGAUCAGCGGCGAGCAGAAGCGGAGCUGAAGCCGGCUUACGGCGCUGAGCACACCGUCACCAUCACGCUGUCUAAGAAAGCACCCCCACCCACCUGCUGAGGUGGCCAUCGCAGUGAGCAGUAGUCAGUGAGGAGCGGCAGCCGGAGGCCUCUUCAUCCUAACAGACAGGUUGCACACCAGUAUGCAGGUGGUGUAUUAAGGAUGGAGGACUCUAGUUUAUGUCUUGGUGUAUCGUCAGCGGUGCCUGACGCCGAAGCCCACCUGAGCAAUGCUGUUCUAAACGGCCGUUACCCAAUCAGUCAAAAGCUUCACCAGCUCACCGCCCAGUUAGGACACGCCUUUCCUGACCUGCACCGCCCGCAGCAGAUUCCUGAAGAGAAGGCGGCUACGCCGUUGGAUGAAAAGACACACCACGCAGCCCUGGCGAGUCAACCAAUCAGCAGCCAGAUGGCUCUACUAGCCAAUCAGCUCAAUCGAGACAUAGACGCAGGGGCGCUGAGUGGGUUAAACGGGCGCGUCGACCUGCAGCAGUUUCUCAAUGGGCAGAACUUGGGCAUCAUGUCCCAGAUGAAUGAUAUCGAAGACGAUGCUCGCAAGAACAGGAAGUACCCGUGCCCACUGUGUGGCAAGCGCUUCCGUUUCAACAGCAUCCUGUCUCUGCACAUGCGCACACACACGGGAGAGAAGCCAUUCAAGUGCCCCUACUGUGACCACAGAGCGGCUCAAAAGGGCAACCUGAAGAUCCAUCUCCGCACCCAUAAACUGGGGAACCUGGGAAAAGGCCGUGGCCGAGUUCGAGAAGAGAACCGGCUGCUGCACGAGCUCGAGGAGAGGGCCAUCCUAAGAGACAAGCAGAUGAGAGGGAGUGGCAGUCUCCUCCAGACCGCUCAGACGCCACAUCUGGGCCCCAACAGCAGCUCAAACACCCAUCAGCAGCAGUUAGGGUCAGCUUGCACCCCCACCCAUUCCUCCGGGCUCGCCACUCCAGACACAGUUUCUCAGCCGUCUUCCUCACCCAAGCCGGCCGGCGCUCAGGAUGACCAGUCUUUGAACCCUACUGUGGGCUUCCGCUGUACCUUCUGCAAAGGGAAGUUCAAGAAGCGCGAGGAGCUGGACCGUCACAUCCGCAUUCUCCACAAGCCCUACAAAUGCACUCUGUGCGAGUUCGCCGCCUCCCAUGAAGAAGAGCUGAUAAGCCAUGUAGAGAAGGCCCACAUCACAGCCGAGACCACGCAGGGCCAGGGUUCUGGUGGUGCUGGGGGCAUGCAGAUGGCCACCGAGUUUCGCUGCGAGGUCUGCGGCCAGGUGUUCAGCCAAGCCUGGUUCCUCAAGGGCCACAUGAGAAAGCACAAGGAGUCCUUUGAACACUGCUGCCAAAUCUGUGGCCGUCGCUUCAAGGAACCCUGGUUCCUCAAGAACCACAUGAAGGUGCAUCUGAACAAGCUGGCCAUCAAGAGCAAGCCACCCCAGCCCAGUGAGCAGGACAUGGCCGCCGUCAACAGCAUGAGCAAUCUGGCUCAGGAAGCCCAUGCCAACCUUUAUUCCCGCUACAUUUCCUGUCUUCAGGGAGGCUUUCUUUCACCAGACAAGCAGGGCCUGAGUGAGCAGCACCAGAUGUUGGCCAAAGCGGGGAUAGCCAUGAAGGAAAAGGAGAUGUUAGGAAAGCUGCUUGGACCCAUGGCAGGUGCAAUAGGCCAUGGGCUAGGUGAAAACGAGAAGCGCUCACUCCUUGGCUGUCUCAACCUCGUUCCACCGCUCAAGUCGAGCUGCAUGGAGCGCCUCCAGGCGGCUGCAAAGGUGGCAGAGAUGGACUCGAUCAAUAGCUACCAAGCCUGGCAGAUAAUGGCGCGUGGAAUGGCUAUGGACAGGGCUUUCAUGCCCAAGGAGCAGCAGCAGCAACAGCACCAGCACCAUAUAACCCCGGGGCAGGAAGAUGAGAUGGCUGGUGCGGGCUCCUUGGCUUCCUUCUCAAAGGAGAAACAAGACUACUCCUUGAUUGCUUCCGGUGAUAGCUCCAAGCAGAAGCAGCUCUCCGAGGCCCUGCAGGGAUCCAAGGCUUCCAGUGGAGCAGUGAUGUCCAUGAAGGAGGAUGGAAGAGGCUUUGACGGUCACCGUGACCUCAUGUCCCACCACGGUAGUGCUGAGGCUCCUGGAGCCCUGGCUGGCUUGGGAAGCCCAAACAUUGACUACAGCCUCUCCGGCCUGUCCGGCCUGAAGGAGAAGCCUUCAGAGUGCCCAGACUGCGGACGUGUCUUCAGAACCUACCAUCAAAUGGUCGUCCACUCGCGAAUCCACGGUAAAGACAGGAGAGGCAUUGACGAGGCACUUCAGCAAGGACUGGAUGAACGCCGUGGAUCGGCCAGCGACCCCGAGUCCCAGUCCAUCAGCCGCUCCACCACUCCCGGUUCAUCCAAUGUAACAGAGGAGAGCGGCGUUGGCGGAGGGCAUUCCCAGACAGGAAGCAUCCAGGACGACAGCCCCCAUCCCUCCUCACCAUCUUCAGAUGUUGGGGAGGACUUGGUGAAGACAGCGGGGAGCAUCCAGCCGCCUCUGCCCCAGCAUCGAGAGCGCUCCCUGGGCUCGUCCUCCAAGGACUGCCCUUACUGCGGCAAGUCCUUCCGCACCUCCCAUCACCUGAAGGUCCACCUGCGGAUACACACAGGAGAGAAACCCUACCGCUGCCCUCAUUGUGACUAUGCCGGCACCCAGUCUGCCAGUCUCAAGUACCACCUGGAGCGCCACCACCGCGAACGUCAGAACGGCUCCGCCACGUCCGGCUCCUCCUCUGGCCACACCCCUUCUUCUGACCACAAAGAGGAUCAUGGGAAGACGGGCGGAGGCAUCUUUGCCCGACCGGACGUCCUCCGUAAUGUUUUCAAGAGCAUGCCCCCCAACCUGGACUUCAGGGCAGGGCCGCUGCUGCCGCAUCAGUGGGCGUCGGCUCCCAUCGUGUCCUCUCACAACCGGGAUCGUGACUGUGGGGACCGCCGCUUUGACUCCGCCUCUUCAGCUGAGAACACGAAGACUGCCGAUGGACCUUCCACCAUAGUCUCUGCCACCGCUGACGGCGCCGCCAGCUUCUCUGACCUAAGCCGGGCUUACCAAAGCAUGAUGGGAAACGGAGUCCACUUUCAGGGUUCUCUCCAGGCUUUCAUGGACAACUUUGUCCUCAGCUCCAUGAAGAAGGAUGUGAAGGACAGCCAGAGUCCAGUCCAGCUCCAGGCCCAGCGCUACCAUGACAACGGCGAGCCCAAAGCCAAGCGGGCCGUCUCCGGGGAGCAGGACAGAGAGGAGAAGCCUGAACCCAAACAAAACUCGGAGCCGGGCAAACCCGGGUCCCAAUACGAACCGCUUGAUCUGUCUGUGUCGGUCCGACCCGAGUCUGCAUCUGGAUCGCUCCCUGGCACCUCCGUCACCAUUCACGAUAACGUGGCGUGGCAUGGAUGCCUCUUCUGCUCCUUCUCCACUUCCUCAUUGGAGCUCAUGGCUCUGCACCUCCAGGCCAACCACCUGGGCAAAGCCCCUCUGCAGCACGCCGACACAGGGAAGGACGCUCACCGAGAGGGUUCUCCGACCACCUCCACCCUUCACUCCUCCAACACCAAGGCCUCGGGCGUGGCCCCAGACAGAGAUGGAGACAGAGAUGGAGAAAAAAGCCAGGGAGGCUGGAAUAACCACAUGGAGCAGCCAUAUAACCCCUUCCAGAGUGAAUUCUACAGACGGUUUGGUGGCUUGUAUGAUGGAUCCCCAAGAGUCAAUCAGGGCAUUCAGGGGUACAUAUCCCAAGCAGACCACGGUCUGGACCUGCCCAGCCAGGUCUUCGGAGGGGCCUCUUCAGCCGGCCCUGACCAGAUGGGCGACAGGGGCUCCUGUGGAGAUGCUGAAGAUGACCAAGUUGGAUCUGAAGACGAGGCUGGAAAAACCGGCAUGCGCAGCACCAACGAGACCCCGUCGACCACACCCAAGAGACAGCAGCAAAACCACUCUGACGAAGACGAGGAGGGAGGAGUGGCUGAAGAAGAGGAGGAAAGAGAUGAGGAUGGGCAGAUGGACGUGGACAGAGAGGAAGAAGGAAGUCCGAAACAGCUCCAAGACGACUCCUCUCUGCCCCCGAGGAGCGGAGCGGCCAUGGCGACACCGUCCUCCGUCAUGACUCCACUUUCUCUGGUUCCUCCGCCCCAGAACCAGACUCUACCGCUGGAGAAGCAGUGGCAGCAGGGCUUGGGCCUCCUAACCCCCGGAGGUCCACCAGGACUGUUGAAGGCAGAGCAGCAGACCCACCUGGAGCAGCAGAUGAACAUGCUGUCUGUCCUGAGAGCCUACAGCAACGACAGCCUCCCUGCGUUCAACGGCCUGGGCGGCGGAGCAGGCGGGGCGCCCCCGGGGGGCAUGAAGAGGUCGGACGCACCUGAAACACAACAAAUCCCGGUUUUCUUCGUGUGCUCGCUGCCCUCGCUCCGUUUUCAAAAAGAGCAAUCAGAAAAGGUGGAGGCAGAGAGAAUGAGGCAGAUCCAGUCGGUCGACCAGAGACGCAGACAUUUCCCAACACCAGGACGCGGUGCAUCUGUGGGUAGGAGAGGAGGACCAGCCCAUGACCCAUGACCCCACGCUGACCCUCGACCCCAACCAUCUUAACAGCGACCUUAACAACCACCCUAACAACCAUAAUGUAGGCGACGCCCACGCUGUAAACAAAGACUAACGGCCGCUCCGGAGCGAGCGGACGCUGGUGAGGAUGGAGGCGGUGAUGAGGAGGAGGAGGAUGAAGGUUAACGAAGGACACACUAUAUCAGAGACUUUAUUUAAGAUGAGAAAACACAAACUACCGUCAGAGCGGCGCCACGUGGACCUAAUGACUCUCACAGCCUCCCGGACACUAAAGCAGUGGACUUCCUGUUUGUCUCUGGCGCUCUGAGCGCCCUCCCCACCCCCCCCAACCCCGUCUUCCCUCUUCUUCUUCUCCUUCUUUGUUUUCUUUGGAUGAAACUACCUGUUAGCACUUCCUGUAAGUGUCCCUGAAACAUUCCUCAGCUUAGAGACGCUGUGUCCUUUUUAAGGUGUACACUUUAAAUCUGCACAUUCCCGCCACGCAGAGGAGUGGCCGCCCGUGGGCCACGCCCCCGGCGACGGCGGUGCUAACGACGAGCGCGAGGAAGAUGCGCGCGUACAGGUUCAGCCCCUCCCCCGCCUCUGUCUGUUUUUCUGUACCGUACCGUCGUCGCCGCUGCCGCCGUCGUCGCCAUCGCGAGAGAGCGACGGCAAGAGGCAACAGUUUGAGAAGCGGGCGGCGUUUUCAAACGCCGCGUCCUGUGGAUCUGCGGCCGUGUGUAAAAUACUGCCACCAUCUUUGUUGCACAGUGUUACCGACUACUGAAGACGACGCUUCGAUGUAUUUACUUUACGAGGAAAAAAAAGAAGAAAAACUGGAAAAAUGCUUAUUGUGUAUAGCCUUAGAAACACGUCCCCGUUACUGCUUCAAAGCUCCGUAGCUGUGCUCGACCGUAGGCCGUAGGGUUGAUUUUCUUUGGAUUUUCAUAUGUACUGUACAUGAAUAAUGCCUUGUCCAUUUACCGAUGAGAAAAAAAGAGGAAAAAGAUGACAAUCGUCUCCUGUGCUGCAGACAUAUUUGCCCCGCCCCCACCCAGUAUAUACAGAAUCAUUAUGCAUAGAGGGACUCGUCCUUUCUUCUUUCUUUGGUUCGUUUCGAUCUCCCGAGUAUUUUGCACUGUGACAGUAUUAUAAAUCCAACCUAUACAGUACAAACUAGCUAACUAACUAAAUGAAGGUGUGUGUUUGUGUGUCCCUUGGCAUUGUGAAAUGUUUCUACGUCAUUUUUUGUGAACCCAGAGAAAAGUCUAAAGCGGUAUGUACAGUCCAACUAUAAGACUUCUUUUUUAGUUUACUGUUUGUGGCUUCUUUUGUAUGCUGACCCCUGACCCCAACCCCUGCCCGACCCUCAGCGUAGGCCUGCUGCUGCUUGAGCCCGGCUGAUCGUUCUCUGCAGUAUAUCCUCCCGUUUUUGUUUCUUUGAUUUAUGUAGAUGGCAGUAAUCUUUGAAAAGAGAGGAUUCGAAAUCAAACUAGCGAGAGUGAGAUGCGAGGAGAAAAUGUUCUAGGCGCUUCGGAAGCGACCUUCAACCCCGCUCUCUGUUUUCCAGCCGUGUAAAGAUUCAUCUCUGAACCAGCUCCGAUGAUCAUUCCACCCCACGUAUGAUGUACAAACCUGUCUUGUGAGCUCCACACUUUUCUGUUUGCUGUAUCCUCAUGGCAGAUGCUUCGUUUUGUAACUACUGAACUGUACUUAUAAUAAAAAUAAAAUGUAUUCCAACUAAAA
Oreochromis aureus is the source of this 6891-nucleotide messenger RNA. RefSeq names its product zinc finger protein 536 (gene znf536). The transcript is spliced from 9 exons. The coding region runs from base 760 to 5160 and encodes 1466 amino acids. Gene Ontology annotation, molecular function: RNA polymerase II cis-regulatory region sequence-specific DNA binding; DNA-binding transcription factor activity, RNA polymerase II-specific. Gene Ontology annotation, cellular component: nucleus. The record is from RefSeq and is a predicted model, not a curated record. NCBI's taxonomy places the organism in Eukaryota, Metazoa, Chordata, Actinopteri, Cichliformes, Cichlidae. Gene Ontology annotation, biological process: regulation of DNA-templated transcription.